AUGUGCCCUAGUACCCAUAAUCAUGAUGAGGGGCCCCCUGAUGCUGCACUAGAGAAAGCAAGAGAAACCCUAAUGCGCUACCCGUAUAGGGGAGUAGGCAUGAAGGUAUGUGAUUGUAUAUGUUUAUACGGAUUAAAUUACGCGAGGGUUUGGCCAUUGGAUAUUCAUCUACUAAGAUCUGCACAAUUAGAUACACAACUUAUACAUUAUCUAGGUAACUUAAUACAGCACCAGCAGCAGCAGCAGCAGCAGCAGCAGCAACAGCAGCAGCAGCAACAACAAGAGCAGCAGCAAUAG
Eimeria maxima is the source of this 297-nucleotide messenger RNA. Its product is annotated as N-glycosylase/DNA lyase, putative. Bases 1 to 297 code for a protein of 98 amino acids. The transcript is spliced from 3 exons. Gene Ontology annotation, molecular function: catalytic activity. Gene Ontology annotation, biological process: DNA repair. NCBI's taxonomy places the organism in Eukaryota, Apicomplexa, Conoidasida, Eucoccidiorida, Eimeriidae. The record is from RefSeq and is a predicted model, not a curated record.